UGGUGAGACGUGAGUGCGAAGCACCAGUCGAGCGCAAUCCGUCGAGCGAGCACGACAGUGUACGCCGUUCGUAUCGGUCACCCGUGUUGUUAUCACAUAGCGGUCGCUCCGAAACAACGAAGGCGAUCUGUUAUCCCAUAACACAAGUCCUCAAGGCGUAUUGGCACGUACGACCGUGACGUAUCCAACUCGAAAACAUGUUGUUGGUUAACGACGAAGCGAUCCCGCGUUAAGAAAAAGUGUAUCCAAGUAAACGUGCCGUUAAAAAUAUGUGCUGUGAGUGAGCUUUUGCGAAAUCUGCCUGUUGCGAGAUCUUUCUUCAUGACGAAGUGUUAACACAUGUGUCCGGUUAAUUCUUCGAGUCGCGUCAAUACGUGAUGUAUUUGACGCCAUUAAACAUAAAUAAGGAUAACUGAAUAUUUGUACGGCGCAAGUUGAUGUCCCUUCAAGCAUCUGCAAGACGCAAAUACGUACUUCUAAAUAUUCUUCGAAGAUUUUUCUUUUAUUCCGACAGUUCUGCAAGCGUUAGAAUACGUUCGAAGGAAUUAAGACCUCUCCAUGCGUCCUUUGACCUGCCUCUUAAGGGCUUCCUUCGUUGCAUGUCCUUUUUUUGUGUCUGCCCGAUGCUUUCAUCUACGCAUUAUUUCGCUACGUUCGUCAUGCAUCCAUUGACAACGAUAGGCGAGUUCCGUUUCUUUGUGUCUGUUAACGCUGCGAAACGCAGUGAUGUUGUUUAUACUGCGUCGGUAAUUGGCGCUUGAGGACUGAAAAGUGCCUGAACAUCGAAGAAUUAACCGGUACUGGAGACGAGGUGAUCGACUGUCCUAAAUUUGGGAGAACGCGGUCCUCGAUUCUCGUAACCUGCCUCGCCUCCAGCCAGCCAGGCUUUUGUACUCUCUUGGAAUUUAUUAGUGUUCUAUUUCGUCCUCGACUCCUGUUCAACUGUAAAAUGUGUCGAAGCGCAAGCAUAGUCAAAGCUGCCUUGUUCUUUUCAUCACGAUGUUUAAAAGUUAUAUCUUAACGUAAUUCGCCUCCUAAACCUCCUAAAAAGAAGAUGUUAUAGUAAUUGUAAGGUGACGGGAGAUAUGAGAGAAUUUACACUGAUAAGUUUAUCACUUAUUUGAUAUAUUUAGUAGCCUGUACGAUUUGUCACAAAAAGCCGACUUGACGCCGAACGUAUUACGCCGAAUGUAUCUUUAUCGCCUAAGAUCCGUGCCCAAGGCUUUGUUCAUCGUUACUGUCUCAUCGUAACGUAACGUUCAAGAGAGAAACUAGAGAACUCGGAGCAAUAUGUGAUGCAACACUCACCUGCUUCAGAACCUAAAGAACUCAAAAGAACUUAAGAGAAACUUGAGCAUUAAAAGUGCAUUCUUUCUAUCUAAAUAUGGUCCUUUCUAUCGAUAUAAAAUCUGAAAAUUUUCAUGUUUCAAAUUACGUCCAUUUAUUUUCUCCGCUUCCUAACGUUAGAAUUAAAUUCACACGCAGUGCCUUUUAUGAGUAAUUGUUAUCUGUUAUGACGAAUCUCGCGGUUUUCCUGAAACACGUUUCACUAAAGAGCGGAAGGCACCAAUGCUUCCUACUUAUAAAAUAUUCCACGAUACUGUCAUACUGAUUGGAAAGAAGAAGUGGUUAUUUAACUGUACCGUUCGUAUGACUAGGAAAAUAGUGUCACCCAGUAGUUUCCUAGUUGUUCUAGAUUAUUCAGUAACAAGUUAUUACGAGAGAGCAGAGAGGAGGAGGAGAAGGGGGAGAGAUGAGAGAGGGGUCAUGAUCGUAAGCAUCUUUCCUGCUCUGCUGAUGAUAAGCUCACUGAUGCAGAAAGGUCGUUUAGCGAAUUUAUUGUGUGAAUUAUCAACCUCGGACGGUCUAGAAGUUACAAUUCGAUUCGAAAUUCCAUAUUACGCGUUUUUAGUAUAUAUAUUGUGUAUUAUAUUGUGUUUAGUAUAUAUAACGUGUAUUUAGUAUAUAUAUUUACAGAUACGUAUAAUAAAGUAAUCGCGAUUUUACACGUGUCUUUGAAAACGUGUAUCCGUUUUCUAACUUUAAAUCCGUUUGUUCACUCAGUCGUUUACACGUUUUUAAACAGAAGAGUCAUUAGCCUUUCUUGGCAAGCGUACGAGGCAAGGAAGACAAUCAACAGCGACGUUGCACCGCGUGUAUAUGCUUUUUACUCUUCGCAAGACUAGUCGUAGUUGUGUAAAUAGUUAUUUGUAUUAGAGAAGAGACCUUCUAAGAGAUCAUCUAAGAGACCUAGUAGUCAGGUGGUAUUCGACAGUUUCUAUUUUCCUAUCAGCGAGUUCUGAUUGGUUUCCACCUUUGCUUUCUGCUCCUCUUCCAAGAUAACCAUUGCUCAAAAUAGAGGAAAUAAACUGAGUGUUCGCUUUCCUUAGCAGAACGAUAUUGUUUCUGUGUGUAUCACAUACACUGUGUGUUCAGUCAGAAUCACACACGAAGUAGUGACGAAGUAGUCACGUCGAGAGAAUAAACAAGGGAGAGAAAGGAGCUUGCUAAACGCGGACCGCGUGAGUGAGCGAACGAGCAAGUGAGUGAGUCACCAUGGGCAAAGGAUCAAGUAUGAAAUUCCUCAUCACUUGCACGCUGACACUGACGGCGUUGGCCGCUGUAGCCCUUGGCGCAACCAAAAGCGACGUGUCAACGGUCGACAGGCUGCGGCAGGAUCUGCUGCACCUGGAGCAAGAGCUUACGAAGGAUCUAACCAAGCCGAAGUGGACGAACGUCGAGGAGCAACAGAAAUAUCUGUAUCUCAUCAGAGAGUACAAGAAGUUCGGUAAUCGCGUGGACGAGCUGUAUCCCUUGGAUAGGCCGAAUUAUCUGCACGCCUUGGACUCUGUAUGGCUCUGGGCACGGGCGCAGGCCGAGUCCAAGGGUAUAAACGGUCUUUACAUGGUGUUCCGGCAGAUGCAGCGCGAGAUCGUCGAUAUGAAUGCGCCGGUGAUUGCGAAGCAGCUGGCGAACUUCGCGGAGACGAUCCUGCGGGAUCCGAACGCGUCGAUACCGCGCGCGCUCGAUCGUAUCGCGAGUCUCAUCGUCCACGAGAAUCUCUUCAUCGCGGCUUAUCAGCAAGUAUCGAAUCAGAUGUGCAGCGACGUGCAAUCGCCGCAGCAGAUGUUAUACAAUUUGUACAAUACCGUGGCGUUAACGGAGAUCAAGGGCUACACAAUGAUCCAAUUUUCUUAUAUGAUACUACGUUUAUAUAACGAAGGCAAGAAUUUUAACGAGGAAAUUGAGACGUUGAAGCAGCAAUACGCGAUCCGAACGUCCGAGACAUUGAGAGCCGUUAAAACGGCGAUGGCCUUCGCCCCGAGAAAUAUUUGGAGAUGCGAUCCCGCUAUACACAAAUUAGACGAAACCUACACCGAGCUGAAGCAAUUGUUCCAAGGAUAUAUAGUGAACGAAGUAGACUUGAAUAGCGACAACACAUGUAAACAGAACUGCGGUUAUUACGGAUACAGCAAGGUGUACGGUUGCUAUCAGAAUCAAUUUUGCUCGCAGCAACGUCGCUGCAACGGCAAAAUAUUGAAUUGCGAGUACAUCGAUUCCGACAUGUGGAUCUGCCCCUCGAACAGAAACAGUAGUAGGAGAUACGAAUACAUCCAGUAUGAGAACGGCAUGGUGUACGGUAAUAAAAACACCUGUUCCAGAAGCACAACAAAAGUCGAUAGCUGGUGGCGAUGGCUAUUCUGGCAUUGCAGCUAUUGCUUCUGCUAUUGUGACGAUAACAAUUCGAACUCCGAUAGAUACUUCAGUCUCAGACCCGUGAUAUCUGAUACCGCGAAUAACAAAGUUAUAAUUGGAGCGAGGCUGAAAAAGGUGAACCAGAUUAUUCACAUACAGAUCCAAGAAGGCCAAAUACUUCCACGUGGAGGGAUUAAUGUGUCCGCAAUCGAAUGGAAGCCGAUCGAUAAGUUUAGAACCAUGGAUACUAAUGUCAAGAAUGGCGUAGACUACCACCAACUCGCAUGGGAGAAACGAGCUGUGGAUCUCGAUGACAUAUUGCCGCCAAAAGACCAUCUUUUGACAGGCAUUCGAUUCCGAGUGGUCGGUAGCCGCUUGAAUUUGGAAAUCAUGGCGACUCCAUUCAACUUCACGUCCGGAUUGUUAACUGAGCCCGAGAGGAACAGUUUCUGGCACAGCAACGAUAUUACCGACAGAACUGAGCUGACACUAAGCGAGCCUGAUAUACCAAUUCGCAACUACGAAAACCUGCCGGAUUCCGCAGUGAACCAAUACUUGAAUUUCGCACCUAGCGAUCGACGCAAGGACGCCGCACAGAGCACCGUGCCGUUCCUAGACGUGCAACCGAUCAUACCAAAUCCGCCGGUGCUGAUUGCGGGCGCUGGUAUCUUUCACAAAGGAAACAAGGGCUCGGGUGGUUUCGUCGCUCUGCGACUCAUCACCUACGACUUCACGCCGCACUUACAGGUCGACCUACCGCCGGCACCGCCGCUUCUCGAGACCCCGAACGAUAUUACAGCUUCGUAAAAUAGCAAUAACACACUUUCCAUCAUUCUCUACUUUCCAUCGCGGAGUGGAGUCCUCUAAAUAGCGAUUAAGAAAAGAACCUGUGAUCUACCGAGGACCUCAAUGUCGAGGUGGAUACGUAAGUUUAAGCUCACCAAAUCUGUAAUUGCGUGCUGUAACUGCGUGUAGGUAGAUAGAUAGAAGACAAAUAACAGUAAGUUUCGCUCUAAACGUAUGUAUUAUAAUUCGCUAUCGCUAUUAAUGAAUUCGUCGUUUGCCAAUGUGCCAAAUUGAUAAAGUAAUGACACCGUCGUCAGUUUUAAAAGUAAAAUCUCUUUUCGAGAACAGUAGAACUUUUGGUAAGAUUUUACAGAAUAGAAAAAUUGAUCUGAGGCGAUCGAUUUAGAGCGCCAACAAUGAAUCUUUUGUAUAAAAAAUUUACAAUUUUUUCAUAAAUUUUUUCUUAAAUUCGCAGAUCAAUGGAUUACAUAUAAAAAUAUGUAAAAUAUGAAUCUUUAAUCAUCUAAAUUUAUAUUGAAUAUAAUGUAA
Molecule: messenger RNA, 5031 nt
Organism: Odontomachus brunneus
Lineage: Eukaryota; Metazoa; Arthropoda; Insecta; Hymenoptera; Formicidae
Gene: orion
Exons: 9
Coding region: 2557-4503 (648 amino acids)
Source: RefSeq, a predicted model, not a curated record